UGCGGGAGCCCGUAGCCUCCGGAGGCUUUUUUUUUUUUUUGCCUUUGCCGCGAUUUUGGGCUUUGCCCUGGGGACGCUCCCCAUUUCUUGAGCAAGGAACGAGCAAGCUUCAGCCCUGCGGUGUGCUCGGGGACUGCGGCCCCUUACCCCGGCCGGCUGUCCCCGGCAGGUCGGGCACCGGCAGAGCCCGGACGGCUCGCCUGGAGGGAGUGAGACGCGGCCUCCGCCCGCGCGGGGCUGGUUCGACUCGGUGGGAGCCCCUCGCAGCGCUAUCCGCGGGGCCCACGCAGGCGGUGGACGCUCCUCGCCCCGCAGCCGCUCGGUGUCCUGGGCGGGAAGGAGACGCGGGGUGGGAUGGGGGGUCUUCUCUUCCCCGCCACCGCGGCCUAGAGCGGGGUCCCCGCCUCCCGGUACCGAGGUGGAGGGUCGGACGGGCCUCUCCUUCCGGGCCGGGAGCGGCACUUGGUACCCCGGCAGCGAGCGUGGCCCCUGCGCCUGGUCCCGCUGGGCUGGGCCGGGCCGGGCCGGCCGGCUCCCGCCUCCACCGCCUUUGGGGGCGCCUUGUCCCGCUCGCGGCGCCUCAUGGCGCUUUGCGGCUGAAGUGGGAGGGAGAGGAAACCCACCCCCCUCGCCCGGCGACCGCCUUUGUAACCGCUCGGCCCGGAGCGCCGCCCGGCCCAACUCGCAGCAGCUUGGGGAGCGCCGGAGCGCGGCAGCGGGAGCAGAUGGAGCCGGAGGGUUGCCCUUGUCCUCCUUUUCAAAUCAAAUGUCACAUUGACUCAAAUCCAGUGUUGGAAGCACGGGGGGAACUGCAGCACAUCAGCCCGACGCAAUGUAUCCAUCAAACUGGAAGGAAGCCCAAAACCAAAACUCCACUGGCCAAAAUGCAUCCUCUGCAGAAACCCCAAGUACCUCCUAAGCCUGUCCAUCUCAAACCCGGGCAGGAAAGAAUUCCUCCUGCACCUUCUCGGCCUUUGCCAGCUGAUCCCAAGUCGUCAAGGAGCAUAGCACCUGGAGAAGAAGAAAUACCCAUAUCAGGAGGAGUCAACACACUCAUUGAGAGAUUUGAAAGUAUUAGGCAGCCUGUACAUAUUCUUCAAAGAAACCAGCUCAAUUUAGCUCUUAAGAUGGACCCUGGCCUGGACUCACCCAAACAGCCGAGCUUAUGUGACUGUGACAUGGUGGCUUCCAGCAGUUCUUCAAAUGAGAAAAGUGAACCAGAUGAAAAUGAGCCAGACGUCCCGUGCAGUGCAGAUCUGUCCAACACAGACAUCAUGAAAAUCAAAGAGCUAAGCAUAGGUGAUAACAAAAGCCGUGAAGACUGUACUGCUGUGCCUGUGAGCAAAGAGCCCUCUGCAGAGCUUGGCAAUAAAGACUCAACUGCAGAAUUGAACAGUAAUGGUAAAAUUCCCAACAGAGACAGUGGCAUUGACAGUCCUUCUUGUAGCGUGGCAGGGGAAACCUUCCCCAGUGAGGAAGGUGCAGAGCAGAAAAAGCCUAGCAUGGCUGGGAACCCAGGGGAGAUGGAAUCUGACAAAAAGGGCAUCAAACCUUCCUCUGCAGAGCAGAAGAGAGACUCCACACAGGAGGAAGACAGUGACAUUGAUGAAGGAAGCAGCGAGGAGCAAGAGACAGUAGAAGUGCCAAAGUUAGAGUAUUUGGAUAUAAACAAGUGUACAGAACCCCAAAAGCUAUUCAAUAUCGCAAAUGAACUGCUCCAUACAGAAGAAGCGUAUGUUAAAAGACUCCAUCUGUUGGACCAGGUUUUUUGCACUAAGUUGUCAGAAGCAGGUAUCUCAUCUGAAGUGAUCACGGGCAUCUUUUCAAAUAUUUCUUCCAUCUAUUGUUUCCAUGGACAAUUUCUUCUUCCUGAGCUCAAAACAAGAAUUACACAAGAAUGGAACGUCAACCCACGGCUUGGAGAUAUCCUACAGAAACUUGCUCCUUUUCUGAAGAUGUAUGGAGAGUAUGUAAAGAACUUUGACAGGGCAAUGGACAUGGUGAACACAUGUAUGCAGAGGUCCUCUCCAUUCAAAGAUGUUGUUCAGAACAUACAGAAACAGGAGGUGUGUGGAAACCUGACAUUACAACAUCACAUGCUUGAACCAGUGCAAAGAAUUCCUCGUUAUGAGCUUCUCCUAAAGGACUAUUUAAAGAAACUUCCAGAAGAGUCUCCAGAUAGGAAAGAUGCUGAAAAGUCACUGGAGCUCAUAUCUACAGCAGCGAACCAUUCGAAUGCAGCUAUCCGAAAGAUGGAAAAGAUGCACAAGCUUUUGGAAGUCUAUGAGCGACUUGGUGGUGAAGAGGAUAUUGUUAACCCAGCCAAUGAGCUCAUUAAAGAAGGACACAUUCAGAAACUCUCUGCAAAGAACGGUACAGCCCAGGAUAGGUAUUUAUUCCUGUUUAACAGCAUGGUGCUAUACUGUGUGCCAAAACUGAGGCUGAUAGGCCAGAAGUUCAGUGUUCGGGAGAAGAUGGACAUUGCAGGACUGCAGGUCCAAGAAAUUGCGAAACAAAACGUGGCUCAUACAUUUUCGAUAACAGGAAAAAAGAGAUCUUUGGAACUACAGGCAAGGACAGAAGAGGAGAAGAGAGAAUGGAUUCAGGUCAUUCAAGCAACAAUUGAAAAGCACAAACAGAACAGUGAGACAUUUAGAGCUUUCAAUAGCUCUUUUUCUCAAGAGGAGGAGCAUUUUCCUGAUUCCUCAAUAGCAAGCACCAGCUCGGUGGAAUCGAUGCCAGGAGCAGAUGGUGGUGGUGCGUUUGGAGGGAGUGAUUCCUGUAGGAAAUCUUCCAAGUCCAAGCGAGACAAGGAGAAACAGGCUUGCAAGAGCUGCAGUGAAAGCUUCAACUCCAUCACUAAAAGGCGGCACCACUGUAAGCAGUGUGGAGCAGUGAUCUGUGCAAAAUGCUCUGAGUUUAAACCACUUGCAGAUAACAACCGUCAUAAUCGAGUGUGUAAAGAGUGUUUUCUGCAGUUACCAGCAAGCCCUUGCAGCCCUGGAGUGGAAGCAGUGGGAGAACACAAGAAACGACUAGCUGCAGAGAAGCAAAGCAUCUUGGCAGCUGAAAACAGCCUCUUCAGCAGCUACCUCCAGUUCCUUGAAAAAGGGAAGACUUGGUGCAAAAUGUGGGUGACCAUCCCCAAGACUGAACCUCUUGUUCUGUAUCUGCAAGGGAGUAGCCAGGAUGGACGGAGCCCACGUCCUAUUCCUCUGCCUGGAUACGAAGUCAGUUUACCAGGUUCUGGUGAGAAGUUUGAAGUAAAGCAUAUCUUUAAGCUUUGCCAGUCCCAGCAAACUCUAUAUUUCAGUGCGGAAGAUGAAGAACUGCAGAUGAAAUGGAUGGAAAUUCUCACCAAAGCAGCCAAAGGGGAAACUGAAGAUACAGCUGAAGGGCUCAGCAACCCAUAGAGCAAGUUUCAUUUAGUUUCUUUCCUACAUGCUAUAAACCAUCAUCACUUGAAUUUAGUAUUCAUGGCACUUUGGAAUCUGUAUGGCUUUAUAUUUUCAUGUGUCUGCAUAGGAAAUUCAGUGGUUUCUCUCCUUUUAUUGUACAUUUUUCACAUGCAGUAAUUAUCUGGCAUAUAUUAUGUUAAAGGAAAAGGUAGCUGUAGUUGUUGGUGGUGUCAAUGCUGGUUUUAAAACAAAAGACAAGGAGAAAAGCAUUAAUUUUAUCAAAGGUAAUGGAAAACCAUUGGUCUCUCGUUUUCCUAAAUGUAUAUUUUCCAGUCCUUUUGAUUGCUGUUUAGUGCAGGAUGUGUAUAGUCUGUGAUUAGUUCUAUAAAUGCUGCCUUUUAAGUUAAAUGUUGUAAAGGCUUGUGCUGGCCACUGACAUUCCAUUUUCUGUCCUCUCACUCCUGGUAAAAGGUCUUUGUGAAGUGUGAGCAAUGUACUGAAUAUUUUCCCUUUGCUAAAACUACAUCUCUGCUAUUUUGAGAUGACCUGUUCCCAAGACAAAUACCAUGGAAGGGACUUCUAAAAAUAACUGCAGACUGUGCAGAAGAGAACAUUAAGAAGACUCAUUGAUUUUAAGCAUUUAUAGUAUUGUUUUGUUUUCUUUUGAAACCAAUACCUUCCUUCCUUCUAUUUGAACCCAUUUUAAUGUAAGUGAACAAACGUUUUAUACUGCAAACUGGGUUAUGAUCAAUAAACAAGAACAUUUUUAGUACACACAGUACAAAAAGGUGACUUUUUUGUUGUAUUAGUUAAUUUAAAAGUGACCUAGGAUUUAUUUAUAUAAUUUGUAAAUAAUGUUUCAUAAGUAUUUUAAGAAUUUUUUAAAGAUCUCAGCUUAACAGGAUUUAGUGCUUAGAAUAAGAGAUAUUUGUAUCAACUGAAUUUGUAAUUUAAUUUUCCUGUUCACCUGUAUUUGUCUCAUUUUCAAACUUAAGUGCUUAUCUAUUUAAAUAAAAAUUAAUUCAGUUAACUCCUGAGCCAGAUUUCCAAGGCACAGCAAGCUUUAGGUCAACAUUUAAUAUAGGUUUAAAGAAAGAAAAAAGAAAAAGAAGGCAUAUCUGUUCCCAGUGGUAGUAAGCAUGUAGUACUGAGAAAAAUGAAAUAAAAUCUGUCACAGUACUGUAUUUUUAAAUGGUUUGGUUUAACUUUUGUUUCCUCUUCAGCCUUCUACAUGUUCUCAUAUUGGUAGGAACAAAGAGCUACUCCAUACAGAUGGACUUUGUUAGGAGUGUUGAAAGUUGGUGAUCUGCAUCAGCCAGUACUUUUAUUACCUGUGGAAAAGGAUUUGGUUUUUUCCUUGUUCGGGGUUUGCUGGGGUUUUUCAUGUAAGUGUCAUAAAUAAUGUACCUGAAGUCCAUGAUGCUGAAAAUGAGAAGCCAUGUAUUUAAUCAGCUAUUGAUGCUCACACCUUCCCCCUCCUCCCUGCCUGCACCCCAACGAUCAGUUGCCAUGAAAGGGGUUUCUUGCAGAGUAAUUUUUACCAUAUAGUUCAUGAAAAGGAAUUAUUUUCAGUGUAUGCUAUUUCCUCCCCCAAGCUUCCCUGACAACAUAGUAAUGUAGAAUGCUUGCCUUGAAAAUGUGCUUGUUCUAGAGUAUUUCUGGUUUGGGGGUUGGUUGCGGAGUUUGGGGUUGGGUUUUGUUUGGUUUGUGGGGGGUUUUUUUGUUGUUGUUUUAAAGUUUUUCCUGUAUUACUCCACAUGCUUGGGUCUUUUUCUUUGUUACCAAGAGAGAAAUGGGAAGGGAAAAUGGUAAACCAAAACAAAACAAAUGCAUCUUAAUAAUCUUUCUUUUCCUAUUUUUAUUAACCAAAACUUUAGAACACCUUUUUCAAUUUGUCUGCAUUUUAUUCUUUUUUUAAAACUAUGUCAGAAUACAUCUAACCAUUUUCUAUUCCUCUGGUCACCUUUUUAUAAUAAAAAUAAAAAGUAUUUGUAUUGUACCUGCGGUGUUAACAUAGGAUGAUGGCACCCAGGGGCAUUUGUGU
This is a messenger RNA of Strigops habroptila (Kakapo), 5442 nucleotides long. It is a transcript of the gene FGD3, whose product is annotated as FYVE, RhoGEF and PH domain containing 3. Gene Ontology annotation, biological process: filopodium assembly; cytoskeleton organization. Gene Ontology annotation, cellular component: cytoplasm. Gene Ontology annotation, molecular function: guanyl-nucleotide exchange factor activity; metal ion binding. The record is from RefSeq and is a predicted model, not a curated record. NCBI's taxonomy places the organism in Eukaryota, Metazoa, Chordata, Aves, Psittaciformes, Psittacidae. The coding region runs from base 726 to 3413 and encodes 895 amino acids. The transcript is spliced from 19 exons.